Molecule: messenger RNA, 3585 nt
Organism: Andrographis paniculata
Lineage: Eukaryota; Viridiplantae; Streptophyta; Magnoliopsida; Lamiales; Acanthaceae
Product: pentatricopeptide repeat-containing protein At1g80150, mitochondrial
Exons: 10
Coding region: 1451-2707 (418 amino acids)
Cellular component (GO): chloroplast
Molecular function (GO): protein binding
Source: RefSeq, a predicted model, not a curated record
UCAACUCAAAUACAUACUUGGAUUGGGGGAGAAGAAAGAAAUGAUAGGGAAACAGAGCAAGAGACGGAGAGAAGAGAGUGCCCACGAGAGAGAAGAGGAAUCUCGUGAAGAGGAAAUAGAAUCUGUUUCGUCUACCCCGUCGGCCGCGAUAAGAAGAAGUCCGAUUUUUCAGCUUUCUUCGUUCGAUGGCACAAGAAAUGGAGAGAAAAGGAAAGAGACCUCUGUUCGGUCUCUGUUCCGCUGUGCCGGCCGUACCGCUGUUUGCACUGUUUACAUUUGGGGCUCAUGAAAUUUAUGGUACUUAAUCAGCUGAUAAAGAUAAGCCCACAACCUGAAAAAUCUUAGUGCCGAUGCACUUAAUCAGCUGAUAAAGAUAAGCCCAGAAGUUGUUGAACAACACCAACCAGCUGCUAUUGAUUACCUAGAGGUGUUCUGCAGGGUCUUUGGGGAAUCUGGGACUGCAAAUGGGAAAUAUCCUGCCUCACAUAUUACUGGGAAGUUGUGUGAUGUAGUAGAGGCACGUCCGGAGGACAACACAGUGAAAGAAGCGAAAAGAGAAGGAGGAGACAAGAAUAUUAUAAACCAAAUAAACCAAAGAAAAGUCAAGGAAUAAUUUAGCAACUCCAUCCUCAAUGCUCUCAAGAAGCUUCCAACCGUUAAUUAUAUGACAUCGGAACUGGUUGCAUAGCUGCUGCUUGGGCAAACCUUACGAGAAUUGCGGAGAGUCAAGGAAUAAUUUAGCAACUCCGUCCUCUACGCUUCUAAGAAGCUUCCAACCGUUAAUUAUGACAUUGGAACUGGUUGCAUACCUGCUGCUUGGGCAAACCUUACAAGAGUUGAAAACAUGGGACACAUCACGUGAGGUUGAAGGGGCAAGAUUUAGAAACCAAAUCUGAUAAGAAUUGGUAUGUAAUUUUCAUUCAUUUUUUUGGGGUUGAUGCUCCAUAGUAAAAUAGUGGGUUUAGAGGGGCAAGAAGAGGCCAAAUCUGACAUGAAUUGGUACGGAAUUUUUUAUUUUUUUAUUUUUUUCAUUUUGUUGGGAUCAAAUGGGUGUUUUAUUGUGCCAAAACUUUUGUUGGGAUCAAUUUGGUACAUUUUUUUCUCUAUAUGAGGUUGAAUAAAAAAUAUGGGACACAUAUGAGGUUAGUGGGCAAGAUUUAGAAGCCAAACGCGAUAAGAAUUGAUAUAUAAUUUUCUUUCAUUAUUUUGGGAUUAAAUUGAUACUCAUUAUCACAAUAAUGAGUAUGGGAACACAAGUGGGGUGAGGGGGACAAGACUUAGUACUACAACUCUUUUGUUUUGUUAGGAUCAAAUUGAUGUGUUUUAUUUCUAUUUGAGGUUGAAUCAAUUACAUGUGGACAAGUACAUCACGUGGGUUUAGAGAGGCAAGAUUUAGAGGCCAAGUUUGACAACAAUUGGGAUGUGUGGGAUGCUGGGGUUGUUGUAGAACAUGCUCUCAUCUUUGCGAUUGGUUCGCAGAUUCGGUACCGUCCCCAAUAUUGCUCCAAUCUCUAUUUCUUCUUCUUCUUCAUUAUCUGUUGAGAAGGAGAAAGCUAGCUCGGUGACAAAGUGCCCGAGAAAUCCGCGGAUAGAAUUGGAGGAGCCUGCAUUGGUUAAGCUAAAGAAAGAGAGGGACCCUGAGAAGCUAUUCAAUUUGUUCAAAGCCAAUGCAAGUAAUAAAAUUGUUGUUGAGAAUCGGUUUGCCUUUGAAGACACUGUUUCUAGAUUAGCCGGCGCCGGUCGAUUUGAUUAUAUAGAGACUCUUUUAGAACAUCAGAAGAGCCUGCCGCAGGGCAAGCGAGAAGGUUUCAUGGUUCGGAUAAUAAUGCUUUAUGGGAUGGCUGGAAUGACUAAACAGGCUCUUGAUACGUUUUGUGAUAUGCAUUUGUAUGGUUGUAAGAGGACUGUGAAGUCAUUCAAUGCUGCAUUGAAGGUGUUGGCUCAAUCCCGAGACUUGGAGGCUUUGGAGUCUUUUUUGGGAGAUUUCCCCUUUAGAUACAAUAUUGAGAUAGAUGUAUAUUCGAUUAAUAUUGUUGUUAAGGCUUUUUGUGAAAUGGGUGUAUUGGAUAAGGCAGGAUUGGUCUUGGUUGAGAUGGAGAAGUGGAGAGUGACUCCAGAUGUCAUCACUUACACUACUCUUAUAUCGGCUUUUUACAAGGUGAAUCGGCCUGAGAUUGCGAAUGGACUGUGGAACCUAAUGGUGUUAAAAGGUUGCUUUCCUAACGUUGCAACGUUCAAUGCGAGGAUCCAGUUUCUAGUGAGUAAAGGCCGAGCUUGGGAAGCAAAUAAGUUGUUGGGUUUCAUGCGCAGCCAUAAAAAGUUAGCUUUAUGUCCUGACGAGGUUACAUAUAAUUUGGUGAUUAAAGGUUUCUGCAGAGCGCAGUUUCUUGAAAUGGCUAUGCGAGUGUACUCAGCCUUCCAGGGAGAGGGCUAUAAGCCAAAUCAAAAGAUUUAUCAAACGAUGGUCCACUAUCUCUGUAAAGAGGGAAAAUAUGACAUGGCGUACGCUAUGUGUAAAGAUAGUAUGCAGAAGAACUUGUUUCCUAGUGUGGAAACUAUCUAUAGUCUACUUGAAGGCCUGCAGAAAGAUGGCGGAAUCAACAAGAUACAGAAGGCUAAUUUUCUUUAUAGCCUUGCAUUGAGAAGACAACCUCCAUUUUCUGCUGCAGAAUUAGAAACCAUGAAAGCUAUAUUGUCAAGGAAGUGAACUAACUUCAAUGUAGUGUUAAGUUCCAUCCUUCGCUGAUUUAUCAUCUUGAGUGGAGCAGAUUUGAAAUCAUUAGUUUUUGAGGAAAAGUUAAAGGGAGGAAUUCUUCCAUGCUAUGCCUGCAUUGAAUAUCUUCAUCUAAUUAUGGUAUUACUGAGGGGAAGCUUGCAUUUCUCGUGAGAUAUGUAUCGAUGAGCUUAAUGAAAUAAAACCCCUCCAGUGUAAUAUCUCGGGAGCUCUGCUGGCUAGAGAACCAGAAUUCAACAUGAUAGCUGGUGGAAGCUGUGAGGAUUGGAAAUGCUUUGUAGAGAAAUGUAUAUUACAAGUGAAAGAACAAUUGGCAUGUCUGAUAGUGUACAUAAAAUAGGGACCCCCAAGGUUUCUUAUUAACCGAAUUCUUCUUUGAGAAAUACAUACACGUGAUGAAGGAAUAGUUAUUCUUUUAUUUAUUUCAUGAAAAAUACUUGCCAUGCGGACGAUUGACGAAAUUGUUAUUGUAGUCGCGCAGAGAAUAUAAAUAGAAGAUCUAGAGGAAUAUCUUCUCCUACUAUUUGCUUUACAAGUACUCCUUCGUUGAAACUGAGAAAAAUAAACUUAGAAUGUAUUUGUAGGUUACAUUUUGAGUAAUUUAAGUUUACAUUUGCUUGAUCAGUGUGUCUACUCUUUUGUCUUGAGAUGUUUUUGGUGCUGAGAAUGUAUGUAGGUGCAAUUAUUAAGGCUUUGUUAACAAAAACCAGGUUGAAUAGUAAAGAAAUUGAAAGGAUAUGAAAAGUAAGUAAAGUUGAUACUCUUAUUUGAUAAGUGUGUACUUAUUUUAAGUUGUUUUGGAUUUGAAUUUUCAAAAUAAAAAAUACUUAUUUGAGAUUAAAUAUUUUGUU